UAAUUUGUUGUGCACGGUCAAGGUCGACAACAUGGCAGAAGCUGGGGCUAGAAUUUUAGUUUAUGGUGGAAAAGGCGCUUUAGGAUCAGUGAUAGUCAACUUCUUUAAAGGAAAAAGCUAUUGGGUUGGUUCCAUCGAUUUGGCACCCAAUGAGCAAGCAGACGGUAAUGUUAUAGUAAAACCUGGAGAUUCCUGGACAGAACAAGAAGACCAGAUCACCAGCGGUGUUGAAACUUUGCUCGGAGACACCAAACUUGACGCCAUUCUGUGUGUAGCGGGCGGCUGGGCUGGAGGAAAUGCAGCUAAUAAAGCAUUUAUCAAAAAUGCAGAUGCAAUGUGGAAGCAAAGUGUAUGGACAUCUUCAAUAGCUGCAGGUUUAGCUGCUAAGUACCUGAAGGAAGGGGGACUACUCACAUUGCCAGGGGCUCAACCAGCAUUAGAGGGAACAGCAGGUAUGAUUGGAUAUGGUAUGGCUAAGGCAGCAAUUCACCAGCUAGUGAAAAGUUUGGCAGCAUCAAACAGUGGCCUUCCAGCUAAUUCUACCUCAGUAGCAAUACUUCCUGUAACUCUUGACACACCAAUGAACAGAAAAUGGAUGCCUGACGCAGACCACACUACAUGGACUCCACUAGAGUUUAUUGCCGAGACAUUCCUUAAGUGGAUUAACAAUGAGGGUCGACCAGAAAGUGGAAGUCUCAUACAGUUGAUCACAAAGGACAGCAAAACAGAGCUAUGUCCGGCCAAAUAGUGUGACACAGAGGAUGAGGCGGAGGCAUGAUUGAUACUGCUUUUAUGUUUGAGUGAGAAAUGUAAUUUUAGAACUAACAAGUUAAAAUGUCCUGUCUGGUGAAUCAUUGGUAGAAAAAAUGCAAUAUUUGUACCCACCAACUGCCAGCUGUUUACCAAAACAAGAUAGGGAUAAUUAAUUCAGGGUUUCUAUAUGGGACUCUAUAUUGUUUUUGUUUUAGGAUAAUUAUGUUAUUGUUUUUGUGGUUUUAAACUCAAUCAACUUGUUUUGUUUUAUGCAAUAGCAUUUGUGAGUAUCUGUAGAUAAUGAUAUUUUUCAGAAGCAUGUAUCGUAAUUAAAAAGCAUUUUGAAAAAGUGCUUUAAUUUAAACAUUAUUUGGCUCAUUUUGAUCUUAAGUAGAUGGUUUUUUAUCAAAAUGUUACAGUUUGUGAAGAAAUUUAGGCAGACGUUUAAUUUUUACAAAACAAAUUUCAGGUAUUAUGUAUAAGGAUAAUUAAUAUACUGUGUAUUAUAUUGAACAUUUUCAAUUAUUGGUGUGUUUCACAACAUGCGCCCAUUCUCAAAGGUGAAAAUAGAAUUUAACAAAAUAAGGGCAAAUACGAUAGUUCGCUGUAGAUAUUUAAAACUGCAAAUUUUAUACUAGCCAAAAAUAAAAUCCAAAAGGUGUUUUGUAAAUUUGUCAAAAUUGGACUUUACAAAAUAUGUUAAAAGUACAGUGAAACCUUGUUAUAAAUGCAUUUAUUUUAGGUGAGGGUGUUACUGGUAUGUUGCAUUGUAACAAUAAGUAUGGUAGUUAACCCUUAGCCUGCUGGCGGCAGAUGAUUCUGCCUUUGCGACCAGUGCAGACCAAGAUCAGCCUGCACAUCCGUGCAGUCUGAUCAUGGUCUGCACUGUUCGCUAUUCAGUCAGUAAAUUUUCAGUGAAAACCCCUUUGAGUAAUAAGUGGUACUGUCCAAAUUGAAAGACGGACCAGUCCAUUAUAGAAAUAUAGCAGGGUAAGGGUUAAUAUCAAUUCAGGGUAGACUAAUUGUUGUGCACUUGUUGUAAAAGUAAAUAUUUGACUGACUAUUUUUCUAAUUUAGUUAUUAUUUACAAAAAUAAAUGUAUUACUGUUUAGCAGUAAUUUAUCUUGCCAAUUGUUUAACCUAGUCAAAGGUUUACCAAGCCUGUAUUAUUUUGGAACUUUUACUUUCAACAAAAAUCGUUCUUUAAAUUUUGAAACUUAACAAGCUUGCAUAGUAAUGAUUAAUGUGAGUUUAAGGGGAUGCAAAUAAGAAAUCUUUUUUUUUAUAGUCGAGACAAGCAAAGGUGUUUCUUAUUUAAAAAGGAUCUGGCUUUUCACAAAAUUUGCAUUCGAAAAGAUAUAUUAUUUCAUAACAAAACAAAAUUUAAAAAAAUUUAAUCAGUACAACUCUCACUUGUUUUAAAUAUCUGAGAAAAACUUGCCUGUUUUUUUUUGUCAUCCCUUUGACAUUUCAUACGUUUUAGUUUUAAGUAAACAGGAAAAAGAAUGUCCCUUUUUUGUUUUUCAAACUUCAGGGGAGAUAAUAUAUGAAGAUCACUUAGAAACAUUUAUAAGUUUAAAAAUCUGUUGUUCCUUUCUACUAGGGGUUUGAACAGAGUAAAAUCUUACAAAGCAAAUUCUGAAGAUGUGAAUAGGAUCCUGAUUAAAGGAUUGUUUAGAAUUUUAUUCUUAGCUUCUUUUUUGUCUAACAGUUGAUUGGAGAGUGCAAGUAUAAUUCAUUAAUUGUGUAGUAUUUUCCUAUGUCACAAAUCUUACAAACUGUGAUGCAAAAUAUAUAUCAUUCCAGAAGUGCUAUUAUUGAUAGGUGCCAAGCAUUAUAUUUUCAUAUAGUCCAUGACUCAAGUUUGAAAAAUUUCAUCAUGUGUAAUUCAUCCAUUUUAGACCGAAAGUUUUGAAGUUUAGGGAUAUAAAAUAUACUGUUUGGAAAACUUAUUUGUUAGCUGCAUUUUGUUUGAUUUUACAGUUCCGUUAGUUUAGUGAGAGGCUAACUGUAAUGGUAUUAUUUUAAGGAGUACAAUAUGAACCUGGUACUACAUAUAUUAAGAUUUUAUGGUAGAACUUGAAUAGGCAACAAUCUGAGUGACAGGCUUAUUGCAUGCAAUUUUGUCACUGAUUGUAGGAUCUAUUAAGAAGUUAAUUGUAGGUCAGCCUUUCAAAUGUUUUUGCUGCUUGCUUACAGGCCAGUUAUAUAGGUUUUCAGCAACUGUCUUACCUAUGCACAUUUCAUUAUUAGACAUGUGCUAAAUAACAGACGAAGUUUGCUAUGUUUUCCUUUAGUUUUGUAGUUGAUGAAACCCCACCCCCCCUCACACCCACCCCCAAACAAGCUUGUUCUAAAAGAUUCCAUUCCUGGACCAGUAGUUUUCAUCCCAAUAUUUUCUUGUCCACAUACAUUUGCAUAGACAAAACUCAGUAUUUUCUUUCUUUAGUCUCACCAGAGAAUAAUAUUCCAUUCAAGUAGUUUUCAUCCCAAUAUUCUCUUGUUCACAUACAGUUACCUAACCAACACUUUGUAUUUUUAGCUCGUCUGAUUUUUAAAAAAAAAUAUACAAGGUAUUGUCAUUUGAUUGUUGGCUUUGGCGUUGGUUAAAAUUUUUGUUUAGGUUCAGCUUUUCUCAAAAACCAUAAGAGCUACAGCUUUGAAACUUGGCACACUUGAUAGUCAUCAUUAUGUGACUAAGUAGGCCAGGAACCAUAACUCUGAUAUGCAUUUUGUCAAAAUUAUGGCCCUUUUUGUACUUAGAAAAUUUGAAUUAUUUUUAAUUGAAAUCGUGCUCGUUUUAAAUGAAAUAGCUACAGUACAAUACAUUUUUGUAACUGUACAAUGUCUUUGGUGUGUUUUUGAUUAAUUUGUUUUAUUGAGAUUAUUUAGAUAAUACUGUACUUUCGGAUUGAGAUUUUUACUGCUGACUUGUUCAGGUUUACUAAAAUGCAUUUUUGUUAUUUACAUUUAAGGCCCCAUUCCUUUGGCUGCUCAGAAGAUUCUGCACAUACUCUUAGAAAAUGAAUGGAGUGAAAAAGAGUACUGUUCUGGAAUGUUUAGAAUGUGCGUGGAAUGCUCUAAAUAAAAUCUGGUGCAGAAAGAACAGUCAGUUGUUAAUAUUUCCAACAAUGGAAAUUAGGUUUUGGUUCCUAAUCUCAAAAUGACUGGGCACCAGAACAGAACAGCGUACUGUACUGUUCCUUUGACAACAUUUAGAAGAUUACUCCAGAAUUUUAACCUUUUGCCUGCUAUCGGCAAGUGAUUCUGCCUAUGCGACCAGUGCAGACGAAGAUCAGCCUGCACAUCCGUGCAGUCUGAUCAUGGUCUGCACUGUUUGCUGUUCAGUCAGUAAAUUUUCAGUGAAAACCCCUUCGAAUCAUAAAUGGUAUUGCCCAUAUUGAAUGAUAGACCAGACCAUUUUAGAAAUUUAGAAUGUUAAGGGUUAAGAACCCUGUUCUAAGUAGUCAAAGGAAUAUAGCCUUUGAUUUAUUUUCUAAUAAUGUUUAAUGUGGUAUAUUCAUGCUUUUAUGUGUAAUCAAAGUAUUGUAUUGUAAUCAAAACUAGUCUGACAUGAUAGUAUAAUUAUGUUGUAUUUUGGUGAGAUUAAGGCAGCUUGUUCUUCUAUAAUAGUCAAGAUGUAAUAAUAAACAUUCUCAGUAUUAUCAGCUGGUUUGAAAAUGAAGUGAAUAUAUAAUAAUUAUCACUGGUAUAUACAGUGUGAGACAAAGAUUCACUUUGGAAAUUUUCAAUAUUUUGAACAUGUGCAUCGAAUGGGUAUUUUCCAUUGAAAGUCAAGAAAUGUAACUUGUUUAAAAACAGAGUAGUGAUUCAGAGUAGUUACUUCCCUUGAUUGACUAUAAUUUAAAGAUAAGAUCAUUUUUUGAAGUGUUUAAAACACAGCAAAACUUGUUUAAUUUCCAGUAUACUUUGCAAAGGAAAUAUAGUGACCAACAGGGAGACUAAAAGUGUUUUCUUGAUCAGAGACAAUUUAAUUGUGAUACUCAGCCAGUAAGAAUGAAAGUAGCAUGUCCAUGACAUAGUCUCACAUAGGUCACAUUGCAGUUCUAUUUUUCUAUUUUGGAAGCUUAUGAAUUUUAAAUAGAUUAAAAUUUUGGCCACAUUUAAAAUACCUAAUUGAGUUCUACUGUUUGGUGCAAAAUAUAGUGAUAAAACUUAUAUUUCAUAUUUUGUCUUUUUAUAAUCAUGUUGUGACAGACCAGAUUAUAUUUAGAUUUUUUGUGUCAACCAGGAUGGUAAUGAUGUUGUUUACUGGCUGUAAUUUUGUUGUGAAGACCUCAAUACAAUCUGAUUGAAGGUG
Messenger RNA from Mercenaria mercenaria, 5074 nucleotides. RefSeq names its product dihydropteridine reductase-like. Bases 32 to 748 code for a protein of 238 amino acids. NCBI's taxonomy places the organism in Eukaryota, Metazoa, Mollusca, Bivalvia, Venerida, Veneridae. The record is from RefSeq and is a predicted model, not a curated record. The transcript is spliced from 6 exons. Gene Ontology annotation, molecular function: 6,7-dihydropteridine reductase activity; NADH binding; NADPH binding. Gene Ontology annotation, biological process: L-phenylalanine catabolic process; tetrahydrobiopterin biosynthetic process. Gene Ontology annotation, cellular component: cytoplasm.